Messenger RNA from Mugil cephalus (flathead mullet), 1869 nucleotides. It is a transcript of the gene wnt9a, whose product is annotated as wingless-type MMTV integration site family, member 9A. The coding region runs from base 212 to 1360 and encodes 382 amino acids. Gene Ontology annotation, cellular component: extracellular region. Gene Ontology annotation, biological process: cell fate commitment; neuron differentiation; multicellular organism development. Gene Ontology annotation, molecular function: cytokine activity; frizzled binding. Lineage: Eukaryota; Metazoa; Chordata; Actinopteri; Mugiliformes; Mugilidae. The transcript has 4 exons. The record is from RefSeq and is a predicted model, not a curated record.
GUGCGUCUCUCUCUCUCCCUCUCUCUCUCUCCCCCCGCUUCUCUCUCUCUCUCUCCCUCCCUCUCUCUCUCUCCCUCUCUCUCUCUCCCUCUCUCUGAUGGGAGGAGCGCAGCGGAGCUCCUCUCUGUAUAAGAAGUGUUGAACUUUCAACAAGGGAUUUUACACAGCUACUCAGGAGAAACGAAAUGAUCUGCCCUGGAGCCGCAGCAAAAUGCUGGAUGGACACCUACUCCUGGGAUGGUUAUCGUUCACAGUUAUAGUUUAUCUUCUCAACUUGCCUGGACCCACCGCAGCAUAUUUCGGGUUGACAGGUAAUGAACCGUUGUCUAUCCUGCCACUGAACUCUCUACCGGAGGAGAACAUGGGCAGGGCCCACUUCAAGCUGUGCGACCGGCUCAAACUGGAAAAGAAGCAGCGCAGGAUGUGCAGACGAGACCCGGGCGUGGCGGAGACCCUGAGAGAGGCCAUCACCAUGAGCGCCCUAGAAUGCCAGUAUCAGUUCCGCUUCGAGAGGUGGAACUGCACCUUAGAGGGACGCCACCGAGCCAACAUACUAAAAAGAGGAUUUAAAGAGACGGCCUUCCUGUACGCCAUCUCCUCGGCGGGCCUGACCCACGCGAUGGCCAAAGCUUGCAGCGCGGGACGCAUGGAGCGCUGCACGUGUGACGAGGCCCCGGACCUGGAGAACCGCAAGGCGUGGCAGUGGGGAGGGUGCGGAGACAACCUCAAAUACGCCAACAAGUUUGUGAAGGACUUCCUGGGCAAACGCUCCAAUAAGGACUUGCGUGCACGCGUGGACAUGCACAACACAAAUGUGGGCAUGAAGGUAAUCAAGGCUGGAGUGGAGACCACUUGCAAGUGCCACGGCGUCUCCGGCUCCUGCACGGUCCAGACCUGCUGGAGGCAGCUCCUGCCCUUCCACGAGAUCGGAAAGACGCUGAAGCAGCGCUACGAGACCUCGGUCAAGGUCGGCAGCUCCACCAACGAGGCCACCGGAGAAGGAGAGAUCUCCACCGGCCGGAACCAGCAGCAGCAGCAGCAGCAGCAGCAGCAACAACAGCAACAGCAGCAACAGCAACAGCAGCCCUUGCCUGGCUUGAACGACCAAAUCCCCCGCACUAUGGACCUGCUCCACAUCGAGGACUCGCCGAGUUUCUGCAGACCCAGCAAAUACUCAUCGGGCACUGCGGCCCGCAAGUGCUACAAGGACAAGAACUGUGACGCCAUCUGCUGCGGACGAGGCCACAACACCCAAAGCAGGGAGGUGACCAGGCCGUGCCAGUGCCAGGUGCGCUGGUGCUGCUACGUGGAAUGCAAGCAGUGCACGCAGAGGGAAGAGGUCUACACCUGCAAAGGCUAAAAGCCGGUCGCCCCCGUCAGCGCCCGGCAUGUGAAAGGUGGUCGCGUCGAAAGAGGGGUUGGUUGAUUCGUUCUCAUGCAAAGUUUUGCUUCCAGCGUCGGAACAGUGUUCUACAAGCGAGAGAGGAGCGAGCCGCGAGCCGAGAGCCAAUAAGCACUUUGAGGGAUUUCUGUGGGUUGGGUUUUCAGAGGUCCUGCAGAAUUAAAAACUUUCUCAGACAACUGGGUCAACAUCUCAAGCUUUUUAACGCAGCGUUGCCUUGAAGAUAGAAGCCUUUUACUUUUCUUUAAAAAACAAAAAACAAAAAAAAAAAACAAACAAAAAAAAUCCAUUGGCAUCCUUUCACAAGAAACGAGAUUAGCGUCGAGUUAACGAGGACCCAACGCGACGACACCGAUGACACCGAGAACAGACUGGUUUCUGGGGAUUUACCCAAAGAGGAAUGGUGUGCGUGAGUUGUGUGUGUGUGUGUGUGAGUUUUACAGGCGUGUGUUUGUAGAUGUUGAGGG